CGCACUUCCAACAGUUUUCCUCCAGCAAGAGACACACACUCCGCUCCUAGCAAUUUCUGUGAAGGAAUAAGCCUCAAAAAAUUUUGUCAGAAUUUCUCUAAUAAAAUUUUCUAAACGAAAAUAGUAAUUCGAAAAUAUGUCUUCAUCAGAAACUUGUUGCUGUGGAUGCACUCUGGGACAGGGAACCCUUAUCAUUGGAAUUAUCAACGUUAUCGCCGGGGUUAUCUCCGUCAUCAAGGAUUCCAUCGCGGUCAAUGCCAUGAUCUUCUUCCCCGGAGAAAUUAAGGACCCCAGCUUCCAAACAAAUCCCAGUCGCUACAUCAGUUAUGGUUUCAUCCAGAUUUUUAUAGCGGUCGUGUACUUGAUUUUGUCUUGCCUUAUGGUGCACGGAUGUCGAAUUAAAAAUCACCGCUUGAUCAUGCCCUGGUUGAUCUGGACCUAUGUUUGUCUGUUCCUCGGAAUUGGCUUUGCUGUAAUCAUGUUGGUAAUUUUCGCCUUCGCUGGACAAAUCGGUGCGGGACUUUUGAUUUUCGUUAUAUUCGGAGUUAUCCUGGGAGUGCAAACCUAUUUUCUUUCCGUGGUGAGAAGAUUCGCUCACAAUUUAAAACGAGAUGUGGUCGAGGAUUAAGGUUUUUCACGAUAUUGGGAAAAAUAAUUACUGCUUUUUGCAAGAAACUAAAAUUACGAUUCGCUUAUGUAUGUAUUUACUAACCAAUUAGGUUUAUUCACUCCUCGAAUUUGGUUACCAUAAAAAUUUUGUAUUUACAAAAUAUGUACAUAUGUAUCUGUCUGCACUUUUGUUUUGAAGAUACCUUGUUUGAAAUUUCCAAAAUUGUAUUAUUGCAAGUUACCAUAGCGUCGAACUGUUUAGAAUUUUUAAUUUUUAUUUAUACGUGUAAAAAAUACGCUUCUAAAUUUCACACGCGUACGAAAUGUCUACGAACCAAAGAAAUCAAAACUUUUUGCGCAUUUGUUAAUAUCAACUCUGCAAUGACGGAGUACAUAAAUGCCCGCAUUAUGAAUUAUUAUUUAUAUAUGCAUGAUAGAUAGCUUAGAUUUAUAAAAAUCUGUAUUUACAUUGCUGCAUAAAAUUCGCUUUUUGGAAUAAAACUUACUUUCACUCCGUAAACAUGUA
Messenger RNA from Folsomia candida, 1135 nucleotides. RefSeq lists its product as uncharacterized. The coding region runs from base 137 to 628 and encodes 163 amino acids. The transcript has 4 exons. Lineage: Eukaryota; Metazoa; Arthropoda; Collembola; Entomobryomorpha; Isotomidae. The record is from RefSeq and is a predicted model, not a curated record.